AUGUUGGGUCCUUCGGGACCGAUUAUACAGAUAAAUUUAAACCACUCGGCUAGGGCACAGGAUCUCCUGAUGCAAACCCUGGUCGAGUGGGGUGCCGGGCUGACAGUGUUGGCGGAGCCGUAUAGAGUCCCCGAUCAUCCAUACUGGAUGGGGGACCUUUUGGGCUCCGCCGCCAUUGUGUGGAGUGGAAGGCCGGGAACCCCGCCGCUGGAGCUGUUAGAAUGCGGUAGGGGUUACCUGGCCGUAGAUUGGGGAGGUAUCGCGGUGGUGGCGAUAUAUGCGCCGCCGAGCUGGUCCCUUGCGAGCGUUGAAGGGUAUCUGGACGAG
This is a messenger RNA of Hylaeus volcanicus, 327 nucleotides long. RefSeq lists its product as uncharacterized. The record is from RefSeq and is a predicted model, not a curated record. NCBI's taxonomy places the organism in Eukaryota, Metazoa, Arthropoda, Insecta, Hymenoptera, Colletidae. The annotation marks the transcript as partial. The transcript has a single exon.